CUUAUACGCUUCCGGCUUCUUCUGGGAUGAGAUUAACGGGACCUACAGUGUAUACCAUUACAUUACCAUGCGUACAAUAUCUGGGUAAGAUUGGCGAUGAAUUCCUCUCUUUAGACAGAUUUACCCUUCGCCUUGACGUGUUGUCUCGUGUGCACCGCGAGGGAUUGGGAUCGAGGAACUACCGGCUGUCAACUAACGUCAAUUCCCAGUCGAUUGUUUCGCCCCGAAGCGGAUUGCAGCCAUGAUGGCGUCGGGCUACAACGCGAAAGAGGAGGACGGCCACCACCCGGGCGCGUCGAAUAACGGCGGCGCCGGGGUUGUGAAAAGCAAAAAGCCGGACAACACCGCCUUCAAACAGCAGAGACUACCGGCCUGGCAGCCCAUCCUGACGGCGGGCACCGUGCUGCCCGCUUUCUUCGUCAUUGGUCUCAUCUUCAUCCCCAUCGGCAUCGGCCUCUACGUCACUUCCAACAACAUCAAAGAGUACGAGAUUGAUUACACUGGUGCCGACCCUGACGAUACCUGCUACAACUGUUCCCAGAACUUCAGCUGGAACAGCACAACACCUUGUGUGUGCUCCGUGCCGUUCACCUUGGAGCAGCCAUUUGAGAGCAACGUCUUCAUGUACUACGGCUUGUCCAACUUCUACCAGAACCACAGACGUUAUGUGAAGUCCAGGGACGAUAGCCAGCUGAAUGGCGACCUCUCUGCUUUAAAGAACCCGAGCAAGGAAUGCGAACCGUACCGCACUAGUGGAGCAGUGCCCAUUGCUCCAUGCGGAGCCAUAGCUAACAGCCUUUUUAACGACACUCUGGAGCUGUUUUCCAUUGAUUCGGAUGGCAACAAAAGUGCAGUUCCUUUGGUCAAGAAGGGGAUUGCAUGGUGGACGGACAAGCAUGUCAAGUUCAGGAACCCUGGUGGAAACGACAACCUUACUAUAGCUUUCAAAGACACAUCCAAACCGGUGAACUGGAGGAAGCCGGUGUUUGAGUUGGACACAGAUUCCGAGAACAACGGCUUCAUCAACGAGGACUUUAUCGUUUGGAUGCGCACAGCUGCGUUGCCCACGUUUCGCAAGCUCUAUCGCAUCAUCCAGAAGAAGCCCAGCGGCACCCCCACCCUAGCAAGUGGCCGAUACGUCUUGGACAUCACUUACAAUUACCCCGUGCGCAGCUUUGAUGGUCGCAAGCGAAUGAUCCUGAGCACCAUCUCCUGGAUGGGAGGCAAGAACCCUUUCCUUGGCAUCGCCUACAUCACCGUGGGCUCCAUCUGCUUCUUCCUGGGUGUGGUUCUGCUCAUCAUCCACCAUAAAUAUGACACCCGCAACAACAGUGCAGAUAUCCCAGGCUAAUCCGUUUCAUGUAGCACGUUUUCCUGUCUGCGCAUGCAUGGUUGACCCUGAAGGGGUUGCUUGUUGACUUUAGUGUGGAUACACUGGUUUCUGUUGUCUGAAGAGUCUCUUCAAAAGCUGUGAUUUUGGGCAACUAAUGCAAAGAAUGAUGCUCACGUCUGUGUCUCUGUACAUAUAGCUUUGAAACAGCUGCUGGGAAUGUAAUUUCCUGCGUUCAAAAAAUGUAUUUAUCUUCUAUUUAUCGAAAUCAUAUCAAAGUAUCUUGAUUUAUUUUAGUAGUGCUUUGCGAAUGGGUCCUUUACGGAAGGAUUCAUGCAUUUUUAAUGCAACUUUUGUCCAUAUUAUGUACUGUAAUAUGUCCUGCUGAUGAAUGUACCAUUUAUAUUUUAUUGACAUACCUCUGGUUUUGAGAUCACCUUGAAUAUAGGAUGGUAAAAUCAUGCUGGUGUGAUGCUUGGUUAUAGCGAGUACUGCUAUCACUGAUAUUGAACAUGAAGUAUUUAAUCCACGGAGAUUCAUAGGAUACUGGUAGUACCACAAGUGUGGCUAUUUACCCUCUGCAGUGACUGGUUGUACACAGAUGCUAAACGGCUCCGUAGGUUUAUUUUCGACAUUAUAAUCUGAUGCUUGCUGAUGAUGGAAACGUUAUCUUGCCUCAGAGCACAAACGUGAUUUUGUGUGUUUUGCUAGUGUUCGAUCAUCUUUUGUCCUUCAAUGUUGACCAAAUGAUAUGCACUUUAGAGUGUCCCAUUUGUUUGUCUCUCUCUCCCCCCCCAUUUCACUUCAUCUUCUGUUAUAUUAUUACAUUCUUCAUUAAAUCAAAUUCACUUGUUUAAAUUUUGAAAUUUUUAGUUUUUUUAUAAGGUUUGUAAGGUCCAAUUAAACAACCGGUGGAAUGUAAUUGCG
Molecule: messenger RNA, 2257 nt
Organism: Pungitius pungitius (ninespine stickleback)
Lineage: Eukaryota; Metazoa; Chordata; Actinopteri; Perciformes; Gasterosteidae
Product: cell cycle control protein 50A-like
Exons: 7
Coding region: 242-1351 (369 amino acids)
Cellular component (GO): plasma membrane; Golgi apparatus; endoplasmic reticulum
Source: RefSeq, a predicted model, not a curated record